This is a messenger RNA of Funneliformis geosporum, 630 nucleotides long. NCBI's taxonomy places the organism in Eukaryota, Fungi, Glomeromycota, Glomeromycetes, Glomerales, Glomeraceae. The record is from the annotation of a GenBank genome assembly.
AUGACAUACACUCAUUACAAUUUCUAUGAUCUCUCGGAUGAUGAGCUUUAUGAUCAAGAUUUAAGCUUCGAAAAUUUUUCUAAAACGAAACUUUAUCAGACCCCUUAUGAGAUUUACGAUUAUGAACAUUCUCCUUUUUUUACAAGUUCUUCUGAUGAACUUGAAAAGUCGGGUCAUUACUAUGAUAAUUCUUAUGAAUAUUCUUUAACAUACGACGAUUCACAUGAUCAACUUCUUUAUCCAGUUUCUGAAGAAUUUGAUGAUUGUUUACCGAUAUCUUCUGAUGAUGAGUCAUAUGUUUUUGAUAUUGAGAGCAAGAGUGAAUCAUCAAAUUCUGAUUAUGAUGGUUCUAGUGAGAGUAACGGGGAUGAAGAAUCUGAUAAUGAAUUUCAUGCGCAAUAUUUAGUACCUGAUACAUGUAAUAGAUUCUACCUGCAAGACCAAGAAUUUAAAGAAUUUAAAGAAUUAUUUGAUUUCUAUAAUGAUAUCGAUAUGGAUGAAGAGGAAGAUGUUAUGGAUGCAACAACGCUUCAAGAAACAGCUAAGCGUGGACGUCGAAAAGGAGGAGUCUUAGAUACAGUUUGGACAUCUGUUGAAGUCGAAUUAAAAGAGAAGUUAAAAGAUCUUCAG